Phytophthora sojae is the source of this 1262-nucleotide messenger RNA. RefSeq lists its product as hypothetical. The transcript has a single exon. NCBI's taxonomy places the organism in Eukaryota, Oomycota, Peronosporomycetes, Peronosporales, Peronosporaceae. Gene Ontology annotation, molecular function: actin filament binding. The coding region runs from base 185 to 616 and encodes 143 amino acids. Gene Ontology annotation, biological process: Arp2/3 complex-mediated actin nucleation; actin filament polymerization. The record is from RefSeq and is a predicted model, not a curated record. Gene Ontology annotation, cellular component: actin cytoskeleton; Arp2/3 protein complex.
CCUCUCACCUCCCUCACUUGCUGCACGCAGGCCAACACGCUCGCCCCGUACCUCAGCGCCAUCCGCAGCUCGCUGGACUCGGCGCUGUGUCUGCGCAACUUCCCGUCGCAGACCGUGGAGCGCCACAACAAGCCGGAAGUCGAGCUGCAGUACGUUGGCCGCCUCGCCGCGCACCUCACAUUCUAUGAGGAAGACAUCGGCCGCUAACUGCUCCUUAUUGCCGCGCAGGUUGAGCAAGGAGCUGCUGCUGAACCCCGUGCUGAUCUGCCGCAACGAGCAGGAGAAGUGCCUGAUCGAGCCGUCCAUCAACUCGACGCGCGUGAGCAUCUGCAUCAAGAAGGCGGACGAGAUCGAGACGAUCCUGAGCCACAAGUUCAACCGCUUCCUCAUGCAGCGCGCCGAGCAGUUCAUCAUCAUGCGGCGGGUGCCCGUGGAGGGCUACGACAUGAGCUUCCUCGUGGUGCACCAGCACCUCGAGAACAUGUACAAGCACAAGCUCAUCGACUUCAUCAUCACCUUCAUGGAGGACAUCGACAAGGAGAUCAGCGAGAUGAAGAUCUCGCUCAACGCACGCGGCCGCAUCGUCGCCACCGAGUUCAUGAAGCAGUUCACCUGAGCGCGCCCGCUGCACAGGAAGUUGCUGCUGCUCGCUAGAUGAUUCGCCUGGACUGCAGCACUUUUGCGUCGUGGAAGGCUGCUACAGAGGCGAAAUGAGGAGGAGAAGGAAAAGGAGGGAAGGUGUCAGUGGAAGAAUUGAUUCUCUUUUAGGGGCCAUCGCGAGGAGUAAAUAAAAAAGUGUGGUUUCCAGUCGCGACUGCCGCAGCGCAUCGUUUCUAACUGUGGCCGAUGUCUCGGCGCUCUGCCCUCUUCACCGCCGCUGAUAAAAAUUAUACAGGCCAGAAGGCGGCGCGGCGUCUCCACUAAGCCGCGCCUGCCUCCUCAUACAUCUAGGUCUACUUGGGUCUUGUGCCGGGAAGAGCGCGCCGAACGUACCAGCUACAUGAUGCUGCAGUUGGCAUCACCGGAGCAGUCCACGUCGUCGCCGCACUGCUGGAGCUUGCCGAUGAAGCACUUCUCCAUCAUCUUGCGCGCGUUCUUGGUGUGGAACUUCAUGUCCCUGGCGCAGUCCAGACCGCCGGCCUUGCGCAGGAUGGAGCGCACGCCGCCGGGAUGUGCCGUCACGAGGCCCGUCACGUCGUACACCUGACCGCUGGACACGAGCCAGCAGGACUCAAGCGAGCGGUGCAGCUUCACCUCGCACA